AUGGAGUCAAUUGACAAGACAGCCACUAAAGCCGCUUGGGUUUAUAACACCAGUGGACCAGUCCGAGAUGUCCUUAAACUUGAUAAAGAGUUCCCAAGCGAAACCAGCGAAGAUUUUAAGCCUGACGACAUUCUGGUAGAUGUUGUAGCUAUGAGCAUCAAUCCCAUUGAUUACAAGCUCAUGCAAACAUAUAAAAUGUUGCUCAAGCUUAUGUUUAAAUUUCCUGUCAUUCCUGGCCUUGACUUUGCAGGAAAGAUCGUGGCUACGGGUCCUGACGUUAGGGGUUUGAAAGUAGGUGAUCAUGUUUGGGGAAAACAGGCCGUAGCCCGUUACCGUUCCCAAGGAGGAACACUCACGACUCGGAUUCUUACUGAUACCAAAUGCGUAUAUCCUCUUCCUGACUCGAUUAGCUUCAAUGAUGCUGCUGGCUUUGGCGUCGCUGGCAUCACUGCUUGGGAGGGCUUGGUCGAAGCCAUGCACGUUAAGCCUGGACAAAGGGUAGUCAUCCUUGGAGGUAGCGGUGGUGUAGGAACUUUUGCUAUUCAAAUUGCAAAAGCCCUCGGCGUGGAAGUGACCAGCAUUAGCUCAACAACAAAUUUACAAUUGUGCAAGUCUUUAGGAGCUACUCAUACGAUUGAUUACAAGUCCGAAGACGUCGUUGCCAGGUUAGGUGAGACCGGUCCCUACGAUUACGUUUUUGACUUGAUUAAUGACAAUGGUCUGUACAACGCAUCCUCUAAAUUUUUGAAGCCGGAUGGCGCUUUUUACGGUAUUGCAGGUGAUGUUUCUCUGGGUUAUAUGGGUAGCGCUAUAUCACGCAAAUUGAGACCCAAAGUUUUGGGUGGCAGCUCCCAUGCUUACCAUAAUUAUUUGCUUAAGGCGGAACCGAAAACUAUUAAAGAGUUUGCCGAGUUUGUUAGCGAAAACGGAAUUAAAACCGUUACUGAUAGCCUUUACAAUUUCGACCAUGCCCUUGCUGCUUUUGAUCGGUUGACUUCUCAUCGUGCUAAGGGAAAGAUUAUCGUUAAGAUGGAUUAA
Molecule: messenger RNA, 1038 nt
Organism: Schizosaccharomyces osmophilus
Lineage: Eukaryota; Fungi; Ascomycota; Schizosaccharomycetes; Schizosaccharomycetales; Schizosaccharomycetaceae
Product: mitochondrial CH-OH group oxidoreductase
Exons: 1
Coding region: 1-1038 (345 amino acids)
Cellular component (GO): mitochondrion
Molecular function (GO): oxidoreductase activity
Source: RefSeq, a predicted model, not a curated record